CAAGGUCACAAUGCUCUUCUAUUAUAGGUCGUCUCAUUCUAGAAGCAGAAACGAAGGCGGUAGAAAUAAUCAAACGGCAAGGCUAGGUGGGAACGAGAAGCGAAGUUACGACAGGAACAGGCAGAAUUCCAGCUCUUCGUUGAGGAAAGACGACAAGCACUCUGAGCACAACGCGGCUUCAGAGGGUCACGUGAAAGAUUCCGAGCACGAGGAGAAAGAUGAGAAGACUUCCGUGAAUGGAGAUAGCGAAGGGUUCCAAGAGGUCAAGAGCAAGAAGAAUCUGAAGGAAAGGCAGAAGAGUAUGGACGAGAAGCCCAGUAAAAACGGACAGAAUAAGGAUGUCAAGGAUAAGGAUGUCGGAAAGGAUAAGGAGAGAGAUAAUAGGAGGAACAAAAAUAUGUCUCAGCUAACCGCUCAGCAACAGCAGCAGCUGAUCCAGAACAUCCCGCCCCUGAUGGGCACUCCCGUGAACCCGCCCGCCGGCAUGACGUCAUCACUGUCCCAGCAACCGCCACCCUGCCAAUCGUCCAAGAAUCAGUUCGACGGCAGGCCGAGACCGGCCAAAUUGGCUCCGAGGUUCGCCAAGCAGAAGCUGAAAGCCCAGAUGCAGCAGCACGGAGGCACCGGCUCAGGUGGGGGGAUCGGUGCCGUUGGUGAUAUGGCCGCUGAUAUCAAUAAGGGCCUGAAUGUAUAUGGUAUGAAGGAUUCUGCCUCGUCCCAAGCUAGCGUGUCCGCGUGCGCCUGGGACAAACCAUUAGGUUCGCAGCUGAGGAAUCUAGAUCACGAUAACGUCAUUGGUGUCUCCAUAGACCACGUUAAGGGAUUGGAUGCGGGCCAGCCAUCUCCCCAGGGUGCUAGCCCUAACAGUGAGAAGCUCCAAGACAAGCCCUUGCUGGAUGGUGCCACACCCCCUGUAAAUACGAUAAUCUUCGAGAACACAAACUUCAAGCAAGCUCCAGGAGCGAGAUCGACUCGCACUGACAGCAAACCUCGCACGGGCCCCGUCGGCGCCUCUACCGGCAGCGGUGGGAAGCUGGAGGAGAGCGCUACGUCUCCAGGGAGCGUCAUCGACGGCUCCGCCAUGAUGGGCGGUUUCAACAAGGCCGGCGUCAUCAACGAACUACUGCAAAACAAGGAUACGAAGUCCGACGGCGGUAUCCAACUACCCUUAUUCAAAGAAGAUUCUGCCGACAUGAAGCUGGACUUUUUCGGCUCCGAUUUGCAGUUUUCAUCCUCGGAUGACAAAGGAAAGAACUUGUGCAUGGCGAAAUCUAUACACGCUAUAGCCAGCGGUAACAAUACUGUGGACAGCUUGGAUAUAAAGAUAGCGUCAGUGAAAAAGGUGUGGGAAACCUCGGAGCAGGAGAGUGAGGAGAUGAGUUUUGUGGGUCCUCCGUUGGAUUCUAAUGUGUUCAAUCAGAACAAGGAUGCUUCUGACGAGGCUCACCAUCAUCACGACGCGUACACCUCAUCACCAAACCAAUCUGUCAGCACAACAACUAAUGUGUGCAAGGUGAAACCGACGCAGCAAGUAUCCGGUGGUACCGGUACAGGCGGUACCGGCACCGCUCAAACUGUAUUGGGCGCAGCGUCCGGCGGCCACGGGCAACAGCACAGCGGCGGAGGUGGGGCCAUGGUAGCCCCCGGCCUGAUGGGAAAUCCGUUAUCGCCACCGCCGCCGAUGCCGCAGGUGUUGGGCGCCGCGGCGGCAGCGGCAGCAGCAGCCGGCGUCGGAUUAGGACCGCAACAGUACACGACCAAUCAGCACAUGGGGUAUCAGGCGAGCCUGUCCGGCAGCACCCAAUACGGCAUCCCAGCUAUCCCUUCGCCCCCCACGGUGCCGUUGGUGUACGGCCAAUCGACUCAGCAGCAGCUUCAAGCGGCAGCCGCUGCUGCGCAUCAAACCGCAGCUGCCGGUCUGUACGGCGCUUUCCAAAUAGACCAGAUCGGCCAAGGCCGGUCACAGUUUUCGCAGUACCCGUCUGCGUACCACGCGCACGGGGGCUUAGGACAGACGGCCAGCAGUCCCUAUACUACCCAGUCUGUCUACCUGCAGGCAGGGCCCCCUCACGCACCUCCCCCUCCAACGGCAGCAACGGCUCAAGCGCCACCUCCCGACUUGUAUUCGAACUACCGAUUAUCGGCCGCGUUCGGUCAAGGUGGCCAGUUGAGCAACCCGUCUACGAUGUUGAUCAGCUCUACUACAAACAGCCUCAUGUCGGCGUCGUCGGUGAAACCUGCUGGCGGGCAAACCAUUAGUGCAAUAGAUCAAGUCCCCGGUGAUCUGGACUCCGACCAGCCGAAAUUAACGGCUCUUUGGCAGAAUGCAGCCAUGCAUCGAAACCGGAUGAGCGCCAGGACGUUUUUUAUUCGUCAAGAAACAGUGCUCUGUUUUGGAACCAUUAAACUGUACUCCAAGCAUAACCUCCAGGUCUCUCGUCAAAGAGGAAGUCGCUGCUAGACUUCUUCUUUCCAGCUCAUUGGCAGAGAUCGGUUUGCCGCUCUGAAUUCCUGCAUGGAGGUCUUUGAUGUGUAGGAGGAACAGCGUCGGAGCCAAGAUCGAUCCCUGGGGAACACCCGCGUUGAUGUUGUGGGAUGAAGAGGAGAACUCUUCAACUACGACGGAUAUCUUGCGGCCAGGGAAAAAGCCACCCACUCAUCUGUAAAGCUUCUCUGGAAGUUUGCAUAAGAGGGCAGCAUGCCACAGCUGAUCCAGGGCUUUCGUGAUAUCCAGAGCAACGACAUGAGCCUCACAAAUAAUGGUACGAAGGCGGGCGGCGUCGGCCAAGCCUUCCAGCCCUCCCCCGCACAGCAGUCUGCGGUCAGCCAGCAAUCUCAACAGCAGCAGCAACAACAGCAACAGCAAGUCGCGUACGCGAUGUACGACCCGUCGAUCGCCGCCGCGGCCGCCAAUUAUCUUGCGGCAGGCGGACCGGGGAUGCGGGGCGGACCGCCUUCGGGCAAUCCCAGCUCGGCUGCGGUGCAGAAUAGCGUCGCUGCGGCUGCGGCAGCUGCAGCCGUACAGGGCUUGCAGCCAUCGUCUUCAUACUACUCUGGAUCGACCAGUCAAACUGGUUACUUCCAACAACCCGGCAACUCGUCCAUGCAAUCCACCCAGCAACUUUCGCAGCACCAGGCCGGCUAUGGUCUGCAAGGGAACGUGUUCGGUUCGCACGGCCAGUCGCACACCGGCACCGGAUUGCAGAGCUACAACUCCCAUUUUUUGACGACGCCCAUGCAGGUAGCGGCAGCUUUGAAUGCCCAACAGUUCCGUUCGGGCUUGCCAGCUGCAGCUGCGGCCGCUGCCUACAUGAAAGGCGUUGCUGGACAGCAAAUGGGAGACCAAGCAACCAGAGCUCAACAGCUCAAAAGCCCUGGUAGCCAGGAAGUGCUAUCUUCAGUUUUUAACACUGGACCCCAAAUCCCUUCGCCAAAAUCAAGACAGAACAUGAAGCAGCCCCCUCCCCAAUCGAGCCCCACUGCUCAACAAAAAUACAACCUGUACCAAGCUGUGGGUAAUCAACAAAACCCAAAUAUUCAAAGGUAUCCCCCGCCGAUACAGAGACCGGUAAAUUACCAACAGAUGCAACAAAAUAAUUCCGUGAAUCAGAAGCACAGAAGUGGUAAUCCCGGCGGCUACAAAGCUCCGAACAGGCAAUAUUAUGGCGGACAGAGUAAGUGAUUCACCACAAAUUCAUAUGAGUAUCGAACGACAAGUCAGAGGAUUCAAAGAUGAAUGACUCGUCAGGUCUGAAUAACACAAAUAAUCCCAGUAUUACCAAAUCAGCAAUUUCCGCUGCCAGUGGUACGACAGAAAAGGAUAAAAUUAAGGAAGAAACAUCAGCGUUGAAGGACUAAAAAUUUAUCUUUAGAUUUGUUUACUUUAAGUGCUAAAACAAUGUUUGUAAAUUAUGAAAAUUCACAGGAAUGAUUGUAGUUGUAAAGGAAUUAUUUCGUAACAAUUUGUAUUAAAAUGUAUGAGAUUUUUUCAAAAGCGAUUAUUUAUUGUCUUAAUUGUGCUGUAAACGUAUAUAGAUACAAAGCAUUUUAGCUUUUCUCGAAGGGUCUCCAAUCUAGAGUCGUAGGUAUUGUAUAUGUUACUUUUCCAUACAUUCUUGUUUCCUUUCUUGAAAAUAUAUUCAAUUUUUUUCUUAAUAAAACGUAAUUGUUGA
Molecule: messenger RNA, 4172 nt
Organism: Acanthoscelides obtectus
Lineage: Eukaryota; Metazoa; Arthropoda; Insecta; Coleoptera; Chrysomelidae
Source: the annotation of a GenBank genome assembly